Messenger RNA from Ipomoea nil (Japanese morning glory), 1343 nucleotides. RefSeq lists its product as uncharacterized. Bases 239 to 1243 code for a protein of 334 amino acids. The record is from RefSeq and is a predicted model, not a curated record. Lineage: Eukaryota; Viridiplantae; Streptophyta; Magnoliopsida; Solanales; Convolvulaceae. The transcript is spliced from 3 exons.
UGUAUGUGAAGCAACUUGGUUGACUCUCCCAAACUUGAUGGCAAAAAAAAAAGCCAUACACGUGGAAACCUCAAACCUGCAGGCUUUAAUUUGCUUCAAUGCCAACUUACAACACCCUAAGGGCUAAGGCCUCUCAUCUAUCAUCUAUAUAAGGGCCUGUAAAUCUUGGUGAUAUAUAGCCACACACCACAAAAGCUUAGCUUUCAUCUUUUCUUCAUCAAUUUGAAGCGAUCCAAUAAUGGGUCUCCGACGAGUUUCAGCGACCACCAUUGGCGUUGUCCUCCUCUUCUUUAUUAUCGUGGCGGAAGGGGCAACCCCUAAGGCUUAUGUUCCUAAACCAAAGACGGUGUCUUGCAAGAACAAGUAUUAUCCUGACUGCAUCCACCAGAAGCAUACAUGCCCCACCGAUUGUCCUUACACCUGUGAGGUUGAUUGUGUCACUUGCAGCCCUGUUUGCAACUGCAAUAAACCAGGAGCGGUGUGCCAAGACCCACGAUUCAUCGGCGGCGAUGGGAUCACCUUCUACUUCCACGGCAAGAAAGACCGCGACUUCUGCAUCGUCACCGAUCCCAAUCUCCACAUCAACGCCCACUUCAUCGGAAAACGUAACCCCACCAUGAAGCGGGACUUCACAUGGGUCCAAUCCCUCGGAAUCCUCUUCGACCACCACCAGCUCUUCAUCGGCGCCAAGAACACCCCCACCUGGAACGACGCAGACGACCGCCUCCACCUAGCCUUCAACGGCCACCCAGUCUUCCUCGCCGAGGGCGAAGGCGCCAGGUGGGAACCCGCCGGAGCUCCGGGAGUGUCUAUCACGAGAACCGGCGACGCCAACGCCGUGGUGAUUGCCGUGGAGGGGAACUUCCGGAUCAAAGCCAGAGUGGUGCCCAUCACGGAGGAGGAAUCGCGGGUCCAUAACUAUGGGAUCACCGGAGAAGACUGUUUCGCGCAUUUGGAUCUGAGCUUCAAGUUCGAGUCGCUGAGCGGGGAGGUGAAUGGGGUUCUGGGACAGACUUAUGGGAGGAAGUACGAGAGCCGGGUGAAGAUGGGAGUGGCGAUGCCGGUUCUGGGUGGAGACAAACAGUUUUUCUCUUCGGGUAUCUUUUUGACGGAUUGCGGCGUUUCAAGAUUCACCGGAAGGAAUGAAGGUGAAAGUACUGAUGAUCAGAACAAUAUCAUCGAGUAUGCCAGCUUAGAAUGUGCAAGUGGAAUUCAUGGCAGGGGAGUUGUCUGCAAGAGAUAAAUAUAUAAAUAAUUAUAUUGCAUCUCUCUCUCUAUAUAUAUAUAUGUGUGUUGUGGAAAAUAAUUAGGUCGGAUCGGAAGUGAUGUGUGAUCUGGCCUCG